AAUGUUGGUUAGUUUUCCAAUUCCAUCGUAUUGUCAAGUUUGUAAAACUGUUCUCCUUGAGUCCAGACUCUACGACAAUUGGUUUAUAUCUGGAUAAAUUGACGAAUAUUUACGGAUGUUUGAAUGAAAACUUCAGGCUUAGCAAAAUAUGUUUAAAAGGAUGAAACAUGUCUCGAUAUCAGUCUAGGAAUACCAUCACCGAACUUGAAAACCAGAGUGCUUGUGCUAAAUGUUGGAAAAUAACUUGGAAAACAAUCACCUGUAUAUUUUCCCAUGUCACCCUUAUAACCUUAGUAGUGACCUAUUGCACUGCUGGAGCCUUCACUUUCGAAGCCCUAGAAGUUGACUACGAAAAACAGGUCAAAAGGAGCAUAAAAGGCAUACGACAAAAUGUGACGAAUCACUUGUGGCAUCUGGCCUUGGAAUCCAAGGUCCUCGACGAGGUGAGCUUCACGAAGAACGCAUCCAGUCUGAUACAAAAUUUCGAAGGUGCCCUAGUCAAGGCUAUGACCAAAGACGGUUGGGAUGGGGAAGAAGAUGAGAACAUAGUGCAGUGGACUAGAACUGGCUCCCUGUUUUACUCCAUCAUAGUGAUCACCACGAUCGGUUACGGUCACAUAACUCCCAAAACUGCCCUCGGUAAGGUGGUCACAAUUUUCUACGCCAUAUUGGGUAUACCCUUGAUGUUACUAUGUCUAUCCAACAUCGGAGACAUUAUGGCCACGUCCUUCAGGUUUCUCUACUGGAGGGUGUGUUGCUACGUUUGCACAAGACCAAAAAAACCCAGGAGAUCUCGAUCAAUCAGGGGGUCGGUCAGAUCAGCUGAGAGAUUUUCAAGAUCCCGCAAUGCCUCUUUCAGAAGAUCCGUGAGAAAUUCAACGAGAUCUGCAGAUAGCGGUUACGGAAACCUAGAUAUGCACACCUCUCACUCAGACACCGAUUUGAGCAGAUACCACGAAUACACCAGGCAAGGGGGCAACCUCCAAAGGAACCAGCCGUCUAGAUUCUCAGACGAGCGAAGAGGUCAAUCAGCCCCCAGGUUCGGAGCCAGGGGUGGAUCCUUGGACAGGAAAAAAUUCCAGAACCGGCAUCAGAGAACCAGAGAAUUCGAGGCCUUGGAAAUGCAAGCCUUCGACAAGACUCCCAUCCUAUGCAACAAGUACGUGGUCAAGGAGGGAGAGUUGAAUGGUGGUGAUCCUCCAGCAGGAAUAACAGUGAGGGACCUGGACAAUGAGAGAAGAGGUCGAUCUAAACAGCAUCCAUCAACCAGUGAGAAAGAUCCCAACCAUUUACAAAUCCCAGUAGAGGACCACUUGGGAGAUGACCAGGAAGAACAGCAUCAUGCAAGAAAAAAGAGGCUAUCACCUCGACUCAACUCCAGUCCAAAGAUGAUGACCCCUCUGGGCUAUGGCUACAGGAGCAAGUACCUCGACGAUCCCGAUUCCGAUGAAGACUUCUUCUACGACGACGUCUACUACGACACAGAAAAGCACAGAACCCGGCCAGUGCCAAUAGGUCUAUGCGUUUUCCUCGUCAUGAGCUACAUAGUUGGAGGCGCCUUCCUCUUUGACUACUGGGAACAGUGGGGUCUGCUCAACGCAGCCUAUUUCUGCUUCAUAACCCUCACCACCAUAGGGUUUGGUGACCUGGUGCCGGCCAAGGGUGUCAGUCAAGAUACCAACGAAACUACUACCACUGUAACAGUCAGUAUAGCCUUGUGCUCGCUGUAUCUGCUGUUCGGCAUAGCUCUGCUGGCUAUGAGCUUCAACCUGGUGCAGGAGGAGGUCAUUACGAAUGUUAAGUCGUUGGCGAAGACGUUGGGGAUCAUCAAGAGUGACGAUGAGGACGAGUCAGACCUGGAUGAUGUCUGAAUGAAGGAAUACUUGUUGAAUAAAUGAAGA
Coccinella septempunctata (seven-spotted ladybird) is the source of this 1901-nucleotide messenger RNA. RefSeq lists its product as uncharacterized. The record is from RefSeq and is a predicted model, not a curated record. The transcript has 7 exons. Gene Ontology annotation, biological process: stabilization of membrane potential; potassium ion transmembrane transport. Bases 168 to 1871 code for a protein of 567 amino acids. Gene Ontology annotation, cellular component: membrane. Gene Ontology annotation, molecular function: potassium ion leak channel activity. NCBI's taxonomy places the organism in Eukaryota, Metazoa, Arthropoda, Insecta, Coleoptera, Coccinellidae.